UAGAGGCAGCGAAAAGCCGAACGGAAGGUGAAGUGUUGGUGAAGCCUCUAGGCUUUGCGAUGAAGAAGUUUUUUGGUUUCGGGACUGGGAAGGGGCGUUCAUCCCCGACCUUUCGCACGGAGCUGAUGAAUGGCUUGCAGGCCCCGGUUGACAAGAAUGAAGGAGUCAACAAGUCGCAGCGGGGGUAUAACGUCCGCGUGAAAGAUCUCAAAAAGAUCCACAGAGCUGCCGUCAUGGGCGAUGUAGCGAAAAUGCAGCGGUUGCUACUGCUUGGGAAAGACCUGAAUAAAAGAGACAAGAUGAAACGGACCCCUCUCCAUCUGGCCUGUACCAUCGGCCAUGCCGACAUGGUGACUCUUCUUGUAGAGAGGAAAUGCCAGCUUAACCCCUGUGAUAGAGAAUGUAGGACUCCUCUAAUGAAGGUGUGUGGUAGCAGCUGUGUCUGCCUGAGAUGGAUUUGAUUUAAUUACUUAGAAUGAAAAUCUAUUGCAUUUAAAUGUAACUAAUUGGUGAAAACUGUGGCAUGCUUGC
This is a messenger RNA of Lontra canadensis (Northern American river otter), 531 nucleotides long. RefSeq names its product putative ankyrin repeat domain-containing protein 26-like protein. The transcript is spliced from 2 exons. The coding region runs from base 60 to 461 and encodes 133 amino acids. Gene Ontology annotation, molecular function: protein binding. Lineage: Eukaryota; Metazoa; Chordata; Mammalia; Carnivora; Mustelidae. The record is from RefSeq and is a predicted model, not a curated record.